Messenger RNA from Cynara cardunculus var. scolymus (artichoke), 1429 nucleotides. RefSeq names its product protein disulfide isomerase pTAC5, chloroplastic. NCBI's taxonomy places the organism in Eukaryota, Viridiplantae, Streptophyta, Magnoliopsida, Asterales, Asteraceae. Bases 1 to 1188 code for a protein of 395 amino acids. The transcript is spliced from 6 exons. The record is from RefSeq and is a predicted model, not a curated record.
AUGUCUUCUUCUCUUCCCCUGACCUUCAAUUCCCUUAUUUCAUGGCAGAAAUCAUCAAGAAUUCCUUCAGAAUUCAAUAACAAUGCCAUUGGAUUCCCAAAUUUCAACAAACCCACGUCUCUUUCCCUCUCGAAAUCUCACAUUUGCUUCACAUUUAACAACAAUAGCUCGGAAUACGAACGGGAAGAGACCAGGUGGCUCCGGGAGGAGCAGCGGUGGAUGCGGGAGGAGCAACGGUGGAUACGGGAGGAACAGCGGUGGGAGGCUGAGAGAGAGUCUCUUCUGAAUGAAAUCAAAACCCUAAAACUUCAAAUCGAAGAGCUGAGACGUGAAGGGGGUAAUACUUCUGUUUCAAAUGUUGCGAAGUUGUUGCAUGUGUUGAAGAAAGAGGUGAACCAGAUUUCGGAUAGUGGGUCUAGUGCAGCGCCGUUGGUGGUGGAGGCUGCUGCUGCUGCUGCCGCCGUUGAGGAUGCUGAAGAGGUGGUGGUGAAAGAGGUGAUUAAGGUUGCAGAGGAGACAAAGGGGAGAAAUAAGGAUAAAGAGGUGAAGAAGAAGAGGGCAAUGUUGAGGGUAGGAUCAGAAGGUGAUCAGGUUAAAAUACUGCAGGAGGCAUUGCAGAAACUGGGAUUUUAUUGCGGCGAGGAAGAUGAAGAGUUUUCUAGCUUCUCAAGUGGCACAGAAAGGGCUGUAAAAACAUGGCAGGCUUCCAUAGGUGUGCCUGAAACUGGAGUCAUGACAGCAGAACUUCUAGAAAGAUUAUAUAUGGAGCAAAGUGAAGGGACUUCUGGUUUCAAGGAAGGUGAAAAUGGAGUUGCUGUGACCUCAGUAACUCAAGUACCCGAAAUUCUUUCGAGAGUUGUGAAAGAAUACGUAGAACCCGAUGUGUAUGAUAACCGCGUCUUUCUUCUCGGCGAAAACAGAUGGGAAGAUUCGUCGAGGCUUAAAAAUCGAAACAAACAAGAUAGUCAAGUAAGUCAAACGGAUAGCAAAGGCGUUGUGACGAAAAGAUGUAUUACGUGUUGUGGGAUAGGACAUUUACAGUGUGCAGAAUGUGAUGGAACUGGUGAGCCAAAUAUAGAACCACAGUUUUUAGAAUGGGUUGGUGAAGACACCAAGUGCCCAUACUGUGAAGGCAUUGGUCAUUCAAUUUGUGAUGUUUGCCAAGGAACAGGAUUCACUACUGCCUAAAUCAUCACUUUGGAGAUUCAAUUAUCAUACAUAUCAUACAUGUAAUGUAACUCUUUGUAUACUUAUUUUUUCCCUUCAUAAAACGACAUAGCGUAGAGCUGUAGACUAUGGAGAUCAAAGUCGAUUUGCAUAUAUCGACAUUGGAAGGUGAUAUUGUAAGAAGAUAAGACAUCGAUGUAAUUGGUUUCGGGGUUAUAUCAAAUUUUACGGAUAAGGUUUAGCCAAAUAGCGAAAGGUAUAU